AUGGACAAGAGACUCAUCUCUGCCAUCCUAGCUCUGCUGCUGAGUCUAUCACUGGCACAUCACCUUGAGGAUCUUGAAAGUGAAGAUGAAUGUUUUGCAUUCUUCUACUUUUCGGCAAACGAAAUAGAGGAUCCUGAUGAUUUGGACAUCACUACCAGAAUUAUGCAGUCCAACAAUGGGUCCAUCGAGAUGCUGAUGGAGGGAGACCUGAUUGUAUCAAACACCAGAAAUGCCAUGAAGUGCAGGAAUAACCGAUGUCUGUGGAAGAAAUCCUCAGAUGGACUUGUUGAAGUGCCUUACACUGUUAGCCGUGAAUUCUCAUAUUAUCAGAGGAAGAGGAUAGUAAAAGCCAUGAAGACCUUCAACAUACAAACCUGCAUUCGCUUUGUUCCCCGUUCGAGUCAGAGAGACUACAUCAGUAUUGAGAACAGAGGCGGCUGUUACUCCUAUCUGGGGAGAACUGGUGGCAAGCAGGUAGUGUCUCUGUCCAGAUAUGGUUGUGUUUACCAUGGUAUCAUUCAGCAUGCGCUGAACCAUGUGCUGGGUUUCUAUCACGAGCACACAAGGAGCGACCGGGACGAAUACGUCAAGAUCAACUGGGAGAAUGUUGCACCACGCACCAUCUACAACUUUCAGAAACAAAACACUAAUAAUCUGAAUACUCCAUAUGACUACACUUCUAUCAUGCACUAUGGAAGAACUGCUUUCUCGACCAAUGGAAAGGACACUAUAACUCCCAUACCCAACCCAAACCAAUCUAUUGGACAGAGGAGACGUAUGUCCAUGGGGGACAUUCUGAGGAUCAAGAAGCUAUAUAACUGUUAUAAGGUCAGAUGA
This is a messenger RNA of Anguilla anguilla (European eel), 837 nucleotides long. RefSeq names its product high choriolytic enzyme 1-like. The coding region runs from base 1 to 837 and encodes 278 amino acids. Gene Ontology annotation, biological process: proteolysis. Lineage: Eukaryota; Metazoa; Chordata; Actinopteri; Anguilliformes; Anguillidae. Gene Ontology annotation, molecular function: metalloendopeptidase activity; zinc ion binding. The record is from RefSeq and is a predicted model, not a curated record. The transcript is spliced from 8 exons.